Rhinopithecus roxellana (golden snub-nosed monkey) is the source of this 5567-nucleotide messenger RNA. It is a transcript of the gene CACNB3, whose product is annotated as calcium voltage-gated channel auxiliary subunit beta 3. The transcript has 13 exons. The record is from RefSeq and is a predicted model, not a curated record. Bases 3067 to 4521 code for a protein of 484 amino acids. Gene Ontology annotation, biological process: calcium ion transmembrane transport; regulation of voltage-gated calcium channel activity; neuromuscular junction development. NCBI's taxonomy places the organism in Eukaryota, Metazoa, Chordata, Mammalia, Primates, Cercopithecidae. Gene Ontology annotation, cellular component: voltage-gated calcium channel complex. Gene Ontology annotation, molecular function: high voltage-gated calcium channel activity; protein binding.
GUGAGACCAGGGGUGGAAGAGGCACCGGGUUAGAGAGGAGGGAGUGGCCAGAGCUGGCAGCUUCCUAGUACUGGGAUUGGAUGGGAGGAGAGGACUGACCGGGAAGCCAGAAAAAAGGGGCUAGAUUACAAGAAGGGCUCUGCCAAGCUCCCCUAGUGCCUGUCCCCGAGUUCCCUAGCAGCCAGAAUGGUAGGGGCCUCUAUCUGGUCCAGAUCUUAAAAACUGCUGGGGAGGAUUCUUUAAGUCUUCCCAAAAGGCCUAGCUUCUGCCUCAGUUUCCCCAUUCAGUGCCCAGGGACUGGGAUCUGCCCAGCUUCCUGGUGCACUUACAGGAGAAGCUAGAAUAUAUUCUGAAACCUCCCAAGAACUCCAGCUCCCAAACCUGAUUAUUCAGGGUUUUCCUCUUAUGUCUUGCUUCCAUGACUUGGGUACCUGCCAGCUGCCAGUCUAACAACUCUCUCCUAGAAAGAAUCAGCAGGAGGAUCCUCUCCCCGAUCCUUUAUUGCCCUCAGCUCUCUCCCUUUAUGCCCAGGUAUGAAAAAGAAAAGAGGUUAGCGCUACAUGGAUACUGACAGGCACAUGUCAUGUCACAGGACAAGAAGUCACCAAGUUGGCAUUAGAACUGGAGUAGGCAGAUGUGGGUGAGAGGAGAAAGGAAAGGGGCAUUGGGUAGCAACCCAGAGAUAUGAGGAGAAGGAAGGAAGUUCUGAAGCUCCUGCAGGACCCAGGGGAAGGGCCAGGUAUGAGGAACUUGAACCCAUCUCCUGGGGAUGGUUGGCAUGGCAACACAUGCCUCAGGAGCAGACUUAGACAACCUUGUGGCAGGAGAUUACAAGGAGUGUGAGGAAGGAGUGCUGCCCAUGGCAGAUCCGCUGUUACCUACAGCCCCAGGACCUUCUGUGGGUGGGAGAGUCCCAAAAGGAGAGGCCAAGAGAGUGGAUGCAGGAAUGGGAAGAGAAGCAGCUGCCUCCGCCACUGCUUUCUUCAUCAGAACCAUCUCCCAGGAGAAAAGCACCUUGAGGGUCUUACUCUCUGACACCUCUCUGGGCCCCUGAAAGACAGAAGGAAUUGAAAAGAAAGGAUGAAAGAGGGGGAUACAAGGAAUACUGAGUAACUGGAUGAGGGCACAAAAGUGGGCAGUGUCUGGGAACUUCCAAUACGAAUCCAGUAUAUGACCAAACCCCAAUUGGUGCUGGACUCAGGAGAGGCAACUGUGAAAGCUGACUGCCUCCCCCAAUAGCGACGUCCCUUCAGCCACAGGGGCUGUAACAAAGUUGUUUGUUAAACCCAGGAUGAGGAAGGUGCUGGGCAGGGCUACUCUGGGCCACCCACAGUAGACAGACUAAAGAUGUCAGUCUGAAGAUGAAGCCUCUUCUUUUUCUUGCUAAGAUAACACCGAUAAGUGACACAGGUGGGAAGCCGCUUGGUUUGGGUGGGCUUUCUCUCUCCCAUGCACAGUGCCUUCUACCAUAAAUCUUAUUAAGCUAUGUCAGAGUUUUGGAUGUCUGAUUCUCCUCAAGCCUAGGAGGGAUGAGCAGAUUGCUGAACUCCCGGAUGUGAGAAAUUGGGAAAGGAAAAGGACUGAGCUCAGGGCCAAGGGCAUGGGCACCAGGGGGCCUCCAAGUGUACCCCUGUCUAUGGACGUCCUCCUUGUGGGGCACAAAGGUAGGCAGUCAAAAAUCAAAGAAGGAAUUUUGCUCAGGAGAUGAAAAAAGGAGAGAGCUCAAAUAGGUGGAUCUUUGGGGAAAGUUUCCUCGAUAUAAGGGCUGCGGCUCUCUUACCUCAAAUCUCAGUGUUCCUGUGAAGGAGACUGAGUGGUGCAGAGUGGUACAAGCCCUUCUGCUGAGGGGAGAAUCUGGCCUUACCCUAGUGACUCUGAGGAGACUGGCCCUUUCCUCUCCCAAUCCCAGUGUAGCCAGGAUCCCACCCACAACUAUCCCCUACCACCACCCUCUGGUUUCUCUCCCCUCCCUUUAGGCUCACCUAAAACAGCCCCUUUCUGACCCAGUUCCCACGGAUGCCUUGGCACUGUCUGGCACGAUCCUUGGCAGGGAAGUGGGGAAGGGAACCCCCAUCCUGGCCGGACUAAGACGAAAUCUAUCUGUGCAACAGGUGUGGGGAGGCCUACCCAGCUCACGGAAAGUUCCCCCCUUCUCAAGGGCUAGGCAACACCGCCUUUGCCGCAGCGUUCCCGUACUGAGGGGGCCGGGCACCUGUUGGGGCAGGAGUUGCCGUCCUGGCAUUAGCCUGGGGGCACUAAGCCCAUUCCUCCCCGGGACUACUGCGGGGUUUGCUUUCGGAGCCUCCGGGACGCACGGGCCCAGACCCGCACUGCUGUCGCCUGGGACCCCUCCCCCGUCUGCCGCUUGUUCCCGCGCCUCUUCUGUCUCCCAGGGUCUCCCCAUUUUCCUGUCCUCCUCGUCCUCCCUCUGCCUCUCUCUCUCCGGCUUCCUCGACACCUGCGCCCUCUCCUGUCUCCGCCCGGGUCGCGUCUUCCUCGCGGUCUCAGCGCCCCCUCCCUCCCCCGCCGCAGCCCUUUGUUUCCCGGCGGAGUAGUUCCUGGGUUGCCGAGCGUCUCUGUCUCCGCAUCUCUCCUCGCCCCGCCUCCUCCCUGCCUGGAUCCGCCCCGCCCGCAGCCUCUCCUCCCCUUCCUCCCUGCCGCCAAGGCCCCGUAGGUGCUCGGGGACCCACCUUCCACCCAGCACGGGUCCGUUCCCCUCUCCCGGCCUGGCCCGGGCUCCCCGGUGGCCGCCACCCCCGCCUUCUCCCAGGGAGGGGGUCAGGUGGGCGGGCACUAUUGUUGUAGGAGCGGGCGCCAGAUUCCUCAGCCGCGCUCGGGGUGGGACCGGCUGGGUUUGGGGGGGUGGGGUGGGGGGAGCGGUGAUUUGAGCUCCGAGCAGCUGGUCUUCGCGGCUCGCUCCCUCCUUCGCGCUCUCUCGCUCCCCGCCGCCGCCCGCAGGGCUGCGGGGCUCCGUGGCAUCUCCCGGGCGCGGCCCGCAGUCCUCGCCCCUGCCUCCGGGCCGCUCCCGCCCCCGGCGCCGCUCGCUUCCCCCACCCGGACUCCCCCAUGUAUGACGACUCCUACGUGCCCGGGUUUGAGGACUCGGAGGCGGGUUCAGCUGACUCCUACACCAGCCGCCCAUCUCUGGACUCAGACGUCUCCCUGGAGGAGGACCGGGAAAGUGCCCGGCGUGAAGUAGAGAGCCAGGCUCAGCAGCAGCUCGAAAGGGCCAAGCACAAACCUGUGGCAUUUGCGGUGAGGACCAAUGUCAGCUACUGUGGCGUACUGGAUGAGGAGUGCCCAGUCCAGGGCUCUGGAGUCAACUUUGAGGCCAAAGAUUUUCUGCACAUUAAAGAGAAGUACAGCAAUGACUGGUGGAUCGGGCGGCUAGUGAAAGAGGGCGGGGACAUCGCUUUCAUCCCCAGCCCCCAGCGCCUGGAGAGCAUCCGGCUCAAACAGGAGCAGAAGGCCAGGAGAUCCGGGAACCCUUCCAGCCUGAGUGACAUUGGCAACCGACGCUCCCCUCCACCAUCUCUAGCCAAGCAGAAGCAAAAGCAGGCGGAACAUGUUCCCCCAUAUGACGUGGUACCCUCCAUGCGGCCUGUGGUGUUGGUUGGACCCUCUCUGAAAGGUUAUGAGGUCACAGACAUGAUGCAGAAGGCUCUCUUUGACUUCCUCAAACACAGAUUUGAUGGCAGGAUCUCCAUCACUCGAGUCACAGCCGACCUCUCCUUGGCAAAGCGAUCUGUGCUCAACAAUCCUGGCAAGAGGACCAUCAUUGAGCGCUCCUCUGCCCGCUCUAGCAUCGCGGAAGUGCAGAGUGAGAUCGAGCGCAUAUUUGAGCUGGCCAAAUCCCUGCAGCUAGUAGUGUUGGACGCUGACACCAUCAACCACCCAGCACAGCUGGCCAAGACCUCGCUGGCCCCCAUCAUCGUUUUUGUCAAAGUGUCCUCACCAAAGGUACUCCAGCGUCUCAUUCGCUCCCGGGGGAAGUCACAGAUGAAGCACCUGACCGUACAGAUGAUGGCAUACGAUAAGCUGGUUCAGUGUCCACCGGAGUCAUUUGAUGUGAUUCUGGAUGAGAACCAGCUGGAGGAUGCCUGUGAGCACCUGGCCGAGUACCUGGAGGUCUACUGGCGGGCUACGCACCACCCAGCCCCUGGCUCUGGACUUCUGGGUCCUCCCAGUGUCAUCCCCGGACUUCAGAACCAGCAGCUGCUCGGGGAGCGUGGCGAGGAGCACUCUCCCCUCGAGCGGGACAGCUUGAUGCCUUCUGAUGAGGCCAGCGAGAGCUCCCGCCAAGCCUGGACAGGAUCUUCGCAGCGAAGCUCCCGCCACCUGGAGGAGGACUAUGCAGAUGCCUACCAGGACCUGUACCAGCCUCACCGCCAACACACCUCGGGGCUGCCUAGUGCUAACGGGCAUGACCCCCAAGACCGGCUUCUAGCCCAGGACUCGGAGCACAACCACAAUGACCGGAACUGGCAGCGCAACCGGCCUUGGCCCAAGGAUAGCUACUGACAGCCUCCUGCUGCCCUACCCUGGCAGGCACAGGCACAGCUAGCCGGGGGGCCCACUCCAGGCAGGGUGGCGUUAGACUGGCAUUAGGCUGGCAUUAGGCUCAGCCCCCAAAACCCCCUGCUCAGCCCCAGCUUCAGGGCUGCCUGUGGUCCCAAGGUUCUGGGAGAAACAGGGGGCCCCCCUCACCUCCUGGGCAGUGACCCCUACUAGGCUCCCAUUCCAGGUACUAGCUGUGUGUUCUGUAUCCCUGGCACCUUCCUCUUCUCCCACACAGGAAGCUGCCCCACUGGGCAGUGCCCUCAAGCCAGGAUCCCCUUAGCAGGGGCCUUCCCACCAGACUCAGGGAAGGGAUGCCCCAUCAAAGUGACAAAAGGGUGGGGUGUGGGCACCAUGGCAUGAGGAAGAAACAAGGUCCCUGAGCAGGCACAAGUCCUGACAGUCAAGGGACUGCUUUGGCAUCCGAGGGCCUCCAGUCACCUCACUGCCACAUAUUAGAAAUGAGACAAUCAAAGCCCCCCCCCGGGGUGGCACACCUAUCCAUCUGCUGGGGUGGGGCAUCCACAUCCAAGACUGGAGCAGCAGGCUGGCCACACUCGGGCUAGAGAGAGCUCACAGCCGAAGCUCUUGGAGGGAAGGGCUCUCCUCACUCUGCCAGGAAGCUUCUUAACAUGUGACAGGACCAGGGGCCAAGAGCAUGGUGAAGCCAAGUGGCAGACGGGAGCUAACCUGGAUGGGGGUUUGGGGAAGGAGGGUGUGUGUAGCAGAGAACUUAUGGGGGCCUCCUUGCCUUUCUCAUUCUUUUGCCCUGCAUCCUGUCAUUUCUGUUCUUGUCCCUCAUACAUCCUGGGAGAACCGGGCUCCAGACUUGGUUCCCUGACUCAUAGCUGCUGCUUGUUAGGUUAGGGUUAGAUGGGGAGAGACAGGGCACAGAGGACCUGUCUCCCUGGCUACUCUCGCCUUAUGGCUCUAGUGUGUGACCUACAGAGCAUGCUCCACAAGCCCCUGCCUCACCUCACUGUCAUCACUAAUAAACAUCAUGCACAGUC